Messenger RNA from Nannochloropsis gaditana CCMP526, 1148 nucleotides. It is a transcript of the gene DLAT, whose product is annotated as pyruvate dehydrogenase E2 component (dihydrolipoamide acetyltransferase). Gene Ontology annotation, cellular component: pyruvate dehydrogenase complex. Gene Ontology annotation, molecular function: dihydrolipoyllysine-residue acetyltransferase activity. The transcript has a single exon. The record is from RefSeq and is a predicted model, not a curated record. Gene Ontology annotation, biological process: pyruvate decarboxylation to acetyl-CoA. The annotation marks the transcript as partial.
CCUUAUCCGGUGCUCCUGCCCAUGCGCCCGCCGUUUCGGCGGCGGCCGCCCCGGCGCCAGCGGCAUCCACGCCUGUCGCAGCCACCGCGGUGAGUCCCCCGGGGGAGCGUGUGGUCGCCUCCGGGUAUGCGAAGAAGCUGGCUUCAGAGGCGGGAGUGGACCUGCGGUCCGUCCCAGGGACGGGGCUGGGAGGACGCGUGGUGGGAGCCAACGUGAUUGCGGCGGCAGCGGGAAAACCCAUGGCGAAGCCCUUGGGGUACCGCUCUCCUCCUGGCUCGGCCACGCCUUUGGCCAAGCGGCUGGCGGCGGAAGCCGGGCUGGAUUUGAAAAGCUUGAAAGGUACGGGGGAGUUUGGGCGGGUGACGGCGGACGACGUGUUGAUUGCCACGGGGAAGAAGAGCCCGGUCAAGAAGCAGGCAGCGGGCGGGAAGGCCGGGCCGGUCAAAGCGCCCAAACCUGCACCCGGUCCCAUGCCCACGGGGACUAAAUCCAUGGACGGGAUGAUGAAAGCCGUGGCGAAGAACAUGGAGAAGACCUUGGACGUACCCAUAUUCCGGGUCUCGCGCCUGAUCACCACGGACAAAUUCGACAAGAUGUAUGCCGAGGUCAAGGGCCAGGGGGUGUCGGUCUCGGCCCUCCUCGCCAAGGCAGUCGCCAAGACCUUGGAGCGCCACCCGAUCUUAAACGCGGCCUACGACCCCGCGGGCGCCAUCAAGUACAACCCGGAUAUCAACAUUGCCAUGGCAGUGGCCUUGGACGGCGGUCUGAUCACGCCCACCCUCCGGAACGCCAACGCCAUGGACCUGGUCUCCCUUGGGGGGAAAUGGCGGGAAUUGGUCAAGAAAGCGCAGGAGAAACGCUUGGCCCCUGACGAAUACACGACGGGUACUUUUACCAUCAGCAACCUGGGCAUGUACGGGGUCUCGGCUUUCGACGCCAUCCUGCCCCCUGGACAAGGCUCGAUUUUGGCGAUCGGCGGUUCGAUUCCCACCGUGGUUGUGCGCAAGGACGGCAGCUUUGCCGUCCAGAAACAGAUGACCGUGACCAUCACGUGCGACCAUCGGCACAUUUAUGGAGCGGACGCGGCAGAGUUUUUGCGGGAUCUGGCCGAGCUGAUGGAGGAGGACGUGGAGAGCUUGUUGGACUGA